AUGAGCCACAAAAAAACCCAUGUCAUUGUCACACCUCCAUUGUGGGUUUCCAAUUUAGUUGUUUUCUUCCGUCUCCCCAACCCUAGGAUUUUCCAACUCUUCAUCAUCAGCAGCACUGCCACUCUCUCAUUAGGCAUUGCCAUGGUCGUCGAAUGGGUUUAUCACGGUCGCCACCGCCCUGGAUACCACUGGAUUCUCUACUAUGCUCCCUCAAUGCUCGCACUCCUUGUCCUCGUGUGGAUCGUCUGCUUCGUUUCUUCCAACAUUUUCACCAAAAAAGAUCAACUUCUCUAUCCCUUACCAAUCCUAGAUCACUCUGAUUCAAACCACUCAUCAAAUCAACACCAGCAAGACGCAGAUUCUCAGAAUCACACGGAUGACUUGAGUCACUUGACCAUCGUACCUCUGCAUGCAGGCUUGAGAUCAAGUACUGCUCAGCUGGCAAGUGAAGUUAAAGAUGAUGAUAAGUUUACACUCCAUAGAGCAUUUUCUUUCCCAUUGUCUUACACUGUCUUUGAUAUUGGCAAGAUCAAGCGUACAAAGAGUUUUUGAUGAUAAUACCAUCAUUUCAUUUGUUUUUUCUUUUUAAAAUGAUAAAAGCAAACACACAUUUUUUUUUAUUUUUUUUUUACCACAUCCUAGCACCCCUCCUCUUUGAGAAU
Cornus florida is the source of this 662-nucleotide messenger RNA. RefSeq lists its product as uncharacterized. The coding region runs from base 1 to 552 and encodes 183 amino acids. The record is from RefSeq and is a predicted model, not a curated record. The transcript has a single exon. Lineage: Eukaryota; Viridiplantae; Streptophyta; Magnoliopsida; Cornales; Cornaceae.